AAGGUGAGGGGGAGUUAUAGGGUGCGUGGUGCAUGAGGCAGGAGAGCUCUUUUCCUCCUCCACACAGACCAACCCAGCAACAGCCACCAUGGCCCUCAGGGUUGCUCCGUCGCCGCUCCUCGCCUCCGGCGGCGGUGCCACCGCCUUCACUACCCCGCUUACGCCCAAGAAGAGAGGCGCCGGCCUGCUCCUCCUAAGCAAGCGCUCCAGGAUCUCCGCCCAGCUCGGUGGUGGAGGUGGUGGUGAUGGAGAGACCAAGCCUGACGGCAAGAAGUUCAUCACCAGAGAACAGGAACCAGAGCAGUACUGGCAGACUGCCGGGGAGAGGAAGGGGGAGAACCCCAUGAUGACGCCGCUGCCCUACAUUGUCAUCUUCGGCUUCUCCACCCCCUUCAUCAUCCUCGCCAUCGCCUUCGCCAACGGAUGGAUCAAGGCGCCCCUCAUCCGCUGAGCUCUCAUCGGGCUCUCGUCCUUCCCCUUCCGGCGAGAGAGAUGAUGACUUGCUUCCCUUCUAUAGAGAUUACUGUAAAGCUGUAUGUAAUUCAUUUCUUCGAAGAUCUUUAUAUAGUGGAGUCACCAGCUGCUCUGCAUUCAUGACUGCACCUGGUCUUGCAUAUAGAGUGAAAAGCCCUGUAUUUGUUAA
Messenger RNA from Triticum dicoccoides, 643 nucleotides. RefSeq lists its product as uncharacterized. The record is from RefSeq and is a predicted model, not a curated record. The coding region runs from base 89 to 451 and encodes 120 amino acids. The transcript has 3 exons. Lineage: Eukaryota; Viridiplantae; Streptophyta; Magnoliopsida; Poales; Poaceae. Gene Ontology annotation, cellular component: chloroplast.